Messenger RNA from Cladocopium goreaui, 477 nucleotides. NCBI's taxonomy places the organism in Eukaryota, Dinophyceae, Suessiales, Symbiodiniaceae. The record is from the annotation of a GenBank genome assembly.
AUGCACUCCUGGCGAUCUCCUUGCUUUGAAGUUUCUUCUGAUUCCAUUGAGAAUGAGGAGGAUGUCAUAAGUUGUCCUGGCCCUGAUGACUCCCCGCCACAUCGCAUUGUCAAGGUGCGCGAUCUUUGGCGAGAACAAGAUGACAUCAUGGAAGAGUUGGUCAGGAACUCGGAGCCUGCCUGUGCCUUCGCUUCUAUGAAUGCUUCGCCGCUUCCAACGGAUUCUGCAGGAGUCGGUGGCGCUUCGUCUUCGACUUCUGCUUUGCCACCUUUUGACCUAAGGGAAUUUUGGGAAGAGGAAGAUCCAUGGGUGCAUUCCUUGACAGAGGAUCUUGCGCCACGUUCAGAAGCCGUGCCUCCACCGUUUGAUGUGACAGAGUUUUGGAAAGAAGAAGAUGCAUGGGUGCAAUCCUUGACGGUUUCUCCACGCAAGGCGUCGCAUACUUCGCCUGCUGCUGCUGCAUCCUCCCAGGAUUAG